AUGCUCAUCAAGAAGCCCGGCCUUCUGCUCAGCUCCUACCAGGGCGUCCAAUGCGCCUGCCCGCCGACCAAGUCGUCUAAUGCGUCAUCACCCGCCCGCCACCGCCGACACCACCCGCUGCAUAUCCGCACCCGCACCCGCACCUACGCCCACGUCGCUGGCGCCGACGCGAAUGGCUCUUGCGACAGCGAGCACUUUCCGUGGCCGCCGAGCGCAAUCCAGGGAAGGCUGCCGACGCCCUACGAAAUCUUCCGGCUGAAGAAGGGCUCGCCGUACAACAAGCGCGCUUUCUACGAGCUCGUCAAGGUCUACCACCCGGAUCGUCCUCUGCCCUCGCAUGUCCGAUCCGAUCUCUGCCCGCAUCCCGUGCGCCUCGAGCGCUACCGCUUGAUCGUCGCUGCCCACACCGUUCUGUCCGACCCGUCGAAACGCACCGCCUACGACCGCUGGGGCGCCGGCUGGGGCUCUGCAAGGGACAUCAGCCCCCCUCCAUACGAUCGCCCGUACAAGUGGACGCCCGGCGAAGACCCGACCGCCAAUGCGACGUGGGAGGACUGGGAGCGUUGGUACAACAGGGACCAGAAGAGCGACCAGCACCCCAUAUUCCUGUCCAACGGAGCCUUCGUAGGAUUGGUUGUUCUCGCUGCUGCCUUGGGCGGAUAUGGGCAAGCAACGCGGGCGGGUCAAUGGGGCAAUACCAUGGUUGAGCAGAGGGACAUUGUGCACGCCGAGACAAGCAGAGAAUUGAAGAGGGUCAGGCAGGCGGCCAUGGCGUGCGGCGAUCGCGAGCAAAGGAUCCAGAGCUUUUUGAGAAGUAGAGACAUUGCAACACAAACCGAAGAGGCGUACAGAAAGCUUCUUCCGUAUCAGGAGGUAUGCUCCAGUGAGGGUGUCAAGGGCGCCGAGUGCUGA
Messenger RNA from Diplodia corticola, 912 nucleotides. Its product is annotated as hsp40 co-chaperone. NCBI's taxonomy places the organism in Eukaryota, Fungi, Ascomycota, Dothideomycetes, Botryosphaeriales, Botryosphaeriaceae. Bases 1 to 912 code for a protein of 303 amino acids. The transcript has a single exon. The record is from RefSeq and is a predicted model, not a curated record.